Molecule: messenger RNA, 604 nt
Organism: Arabidopsis arenosa
Lineage: Eukaryota; Viridiplantae; Streptophyta; Magnoliopsida; Brassicales; Brassicaceae
Source: the annotation of a GenBank genome assembly
UCACGAUUUGGGAGAAAGAACUAAAAACAUCAAAAAAAAAGAAAGAGAAAGAAGAUGGAGAAACAGUUACAUGAAACCAUGGAGGCUACUUACAUAGAACGAGGCAUCGGAACACAAGAUUCAUCGCCGGAAAAAGAGAAGGAAAAAUCCCAUAAGCAUAGAGGAUUAUUCCACCUCCACCAUCACUCAAAAGAUGAGAAAGAUGAAGAGAAAAAGAAAGGAUCAAAGAGAGAGAAGAUAGCUGCAGCAAUGGUUGGUCUUGGAGCCACUCUUAAGAAGAUUAAGCAUCCGCGCCAACAUGGAAGCGGUGGUAAAGAGGAAGAAGGAGGAGGAGGAGGAGGAGGAGGAGGAGAAGAGGAGGGAGAAGAAGAAGAGGAGUCUUCAUCGGAGGAGGAAGAAGAAGAAGGAGGUGAUGGUGGGGAUGAAGAAGAGGGAGGAGGCAAGUUUAGUGCUUUCAUUUCAAUGAUCGCCGAAGUCUUUGAAGAAUGAUAAUUUAAUUUGUGAUCACUUUGUUAUCAGUUUUUUUUUUCAAAUUUGCUAUCAAAUUAUAGCAUUUGUAAUGUUUCAUAUGGGAUGUUGAACUGAAUAAUAAUUUUAUGAUGAA